This is a messenger RNA of Anthostomella pinea, 546 nucleotides long. The record is from the annotation of a GenBank genome assembly. Lineage: Eukaryota; Fungi; Ascomycota; Sordariomycetes; Xylariales; Xylariaceae.
AUGUCUGCCACUAAGCUCGAAUACCCCGAGGACAGCUUCCCGACUUUGAAGCCCGCCUUCAUUGUCAAAGCCUGGGGCAUCUCCGACCAGUUCCCCUGCGGCGACGUCUGGACUGGCGGCACCCUGUUAGCCGUCCCCUUCUACGACGGCAUUGUCGAGUCCGUUGGCGGCUUCGAGCCCAGGUUCAAGUUCGAGAUCAAGCACGGCUGCGACUACUUCAAGAUCGACCAGGACAAGGCCCACGGCCGCCUCGUCGUCAAGGUCAUCCUCAGCGACGACGAGGGCCGUGCCGUCACCAUGACCGUCUACGGAAUUUGUGAACUGAACAAUGUCAACAUGCCUAUCCUGAUGGGCGACCCGAGCGCCGCAUCGGCCCCUUUCGGCUACUCGAUGGAGCACAUCAGCUUCGAGUCCGGCCACGACGGGUACAAGCCCCUGGAGAGCAUGCUUUUCGCCGGCAGUCAGCGCUUCACCGCCGGUGGCCACGGAUCGCUUGGGAUCGAGGUUCGUGCCUCAAGGAUCAUCUCUGGAACGGGGACUGAGUAA